This is a messenger RNA of Entrophospora candida, 2127 nucleotides long. The record is from the annotation of a GenBank genome assembly. Lineage: Eukaryota; Fungi; Glomeromycota; Glomeromycetes; Entrophosporales; Entrophosporaceae.
AUGGCACCAGAAUUUGAACCCCAUAAACUUUGCUUGGAGACACUUAUUUACGAACCUAUCACAUGGAAUAAUUGGUAUCGUCACAUAAAUUGGUUGCACGCUCCUUUAUUGACUUUAACACCUUUGAUUGGUUUAUAUGGCUUAUACACUACUCCCAUCCAAUACAAUACUGCCAUUUGGAGUAUAAUUUAUUAUUUCAUAACUGGCUUAGGAAUUACUGCUGGACAUCAUAGACUAUGGGCUCAUCGAGCUUAUAAAGCUUCGCGUCCACUUGAAAUAUUUUUGUUAUUUGGUGCAUCUGGUGCUGUCGAGGGAUCCGUACGUUGGUGGUGCAGAGAUCAUCGGGCUCAUCAUCGUUAUACUGAUACUGAAAAAGAUCCAUAUAGCGCACACAAAGGCUUACUAUAUUCGCAUAUAGGUUGGAUGCUUUUAAAACAAAAUCCCAAUACUAUUGGCAAAGCCGACAUCUCUGACCUCAAUUCUGAUCCACUAUUAAGAUUUCAACAUCGUAACUUCCUCUAUUUUGCUCUUGGUAUGGGUUUCCUAUUACCUACUUUGGGUGGCUUUUAUUUUGCAGCAGUUCUUCGUUUAGUUGUUGUACAUCACGCAACAUUUUGCGUCAACUCACUAGCCCAUUUUUUGGGAGAUGCACCAUUUGAUGAUCGACGUACGCCACGUGAUCAUUUCUUGACAGCCAUUUUUACUUUAGGUGAAGGAUAUCACAAUUUCCACCAUGAAUUCCCAAUGGAUUAUCGUAAUGCGAUUAAAUUCUACCAAUAUGAUCCUACCAAAUGGUUAAUAAGAUUCUUAUCUUAUUUUAAAUUGACUCAUCACCUAAAAAAAUUCCCUGAUAAUGAAAUCAAGAAAGGUAUAUUAUUAAUGAAACAAAAGAAAUUGGAUGAUGCAAAGAAAUUUUUAAAUUGGGGUGUUCCAUUAAAUCAAUUACCCGUUUAUACUUUCGAUGAAUUUAAAGAACAUGCACAAAAUAAUAACUGGAUAUUGAUAGAAGGUAUAAUUUACGAUGUAACCAAUUUUAUUGAAGAACAUCCAGGUGGUAGAUCAUUAAUCACCACUUCAAUAGGCAAGGAUAUGACAACCGCAUUUAAUGGUGGUGUUUAUGAUCAUUCUAAUGCUGCUAGAAAUUUAACAUCUAAUUUCCGUGUUGGUGUAAUUGCCGGUGGUGGUGAAGUCGAAAGUCAUGAAUAUUUGAAUAGGCCAACAUUGUUGGCAUCAUGGUGGAAUCCAAAUAUUCUAAGCGGUUUAGACUUACAAAGAUCGGAUAAAGGAACAUGGUUGGGUAUAAGCCGUAAUGGAAGAUUUGCAGCCCUUACCAAUUAUCAAGAACGAUUACGUGAAAAAAUGCCUUUAUCACGUGGAUUGGUUGUAAAAAAAAUAUUAGAAUCAUCUGAUGAUCAUAGUAACAGUAAUGGUGAUAAUAAAUCAUUAGAACAAUGUAUGUCGGAAUUGAGUUUAGAAAUUGAUAAAUACGGUGGAUUAAAUUUGUUUACGGUAGAUUUAAAAGAUUCAAUAAAAGCUUUUUAUUUAAAUAAUCGAGAGAAUGUUGAAAUUAGACAAUUGGAGAAGGGAAUGGUUUAUGGUUUAAGUAAUACUAUUUUGGAGAAGCCUUGGCCUAAAGUUAAUUAUGGAAUCGAGAAAUUGAAAUUUAUUUUAAAAGAAGUUGAUGAACAAGAUGAAGAUGAAUUGGUUAAAAGAUUAUUUGAAUUAUUAAGCACUGUUACACCUUCUCAAGAACCAAUAGAUGAAAAUAUUAAAUAUCUUGCAGAUUUACUUCAUCUAAGGUAUACGAUCAGAGUACCUAAAUAUGAUGUAAAUGGACCAUAUGCUACCAGAACAAGUACAAUUAUAUUAGUAGAUUAUGAUAAUAAUGUAUUAUUUAUUGAAAAAAAUUUGUUUGAUGAGGAGGGAAAAGUUAUUGAAGAUGAAAAUAGUGGUACGAAAUAUAGAUUUAAAAUCGAUGGUGACGAUGACGAUGGAAGUAGUGUUAGUAAAGUAGUUAUAGGUGUAGGUGAUGAUGAUAAUUGCAAUAAAGAUAUAGAAAAUGACAUUAAAAUCGUUAAUAUUUUUAGUACUGAGGAUAAUAUUACUAAUGAUUUAUCGAUAGAUUGA